AACGUUACAUAAACGCGCUAAACGAACGCCUGUGCAUACACACGCCGUACAACGGGAAGAGCGUUACGUAACGCUUAUUCUGCGAAACGGGUUUCGCUUCCUUCCCCCGCACAUCUCCGACGAAAGUCAUCGACUCCGUUCGCUGUAGUUACACGUUAGUUAGCAGAAGCGAUCCGAGAAGGAGCGUCACAUGACUGCAGCAGCGCGUCCGCCGCGCCCCCACCUUCUCCAUCCUCCGCUCCGCUCCACACACGCUCAAUGUAAACACCGCUUUGUCUCGGAGCCUGUGGCCGGAGCUCUGCACUCGCCAUGCCAUGGAUAUUUUAUGGCAAUACCAGUUCAGGAUCAUUUUACUGGGGGACUCGACGGUGGGCAAGUCAUCUUUGCUCAAGAGGUUCACGGAUGGCGUAUACAGCGAUGUAGCGGACCCCACGGUGGGGGUGGAUUUCUACGCCCGUUCACUAGACAUCGAGCCCGGCGUUAAAAUCAAGCUGCAGCUAUGGGACACAGCCGGACAGGAGAGGUUCAGGUCCAUCACUACUUCCUACUAUCGCAACUCUGUGGGCGGCCUCUUGGUCUUCGACCUGACGAACAGGAAGACCUUCGAUCACGUGCGGGAAUGGCACCGAGAGGUCAGCGAGCACAUCCUCCCUCAUCACAUGGUCUACAUCCUAAUCGGCCACAAGAGCGACCUGGGCCGCGACCGCAAGGUGACUCGCGACGAGGCCGAGCAGCUGGCGGCCGAACUCGGCGUUCGUUACGUGGAGACCUCGGCCAAGUGCAACAGCAACGUGGAGCGUGCUUUCGAGCUGCUCACGCGGGACAUCUACGAGCUGAUGAAGAUGGGCGAGAUCUCCACGCGCGACGGCUGGGACGGGGUCAAGAGCGGCCUCACCGCUAAAGUCCUGUAUCCUGCCGAGGAGGAGGCGGAGCGGGAAAAGAGCUGCAACUGCUGACUCCCGCAAGCCACCUGCAGUCACUCACCUGUGUAUCAGUCGGUCUUCGCUUUCACCAACGUGUCGCAUCGUGGUCACCGCCUCGGGCCUGGACCGCUGCACUUACCUUGUUGUCGCUGUCUGAGGUCGACGGUGCAAGCCUCUCGAAGGUGUAGUAUAUUUGGGCUUCAACGGACAGGCCCUGCUUCAUAUUAUUGGAGAUCACGUUCUGAAGUUUUCAGCAAUCUUGCGGAUUUUAGAGUCUCGUCGUACUCUACAUCCUCUGGAGCUUUCUCCGUUCCCUUUAACCGUUAUUACUAUGAUACAGUUAACAUUUAGAGAGAACAUAUCGUAACUGCAAUCUUAUACACACUAAUACUUCAAAGACCCCAUAAAAUAGCUUAACUACAUGGUUUUCUCUUCUGUGUUGGCAUCCCUUGUCGAAACAUUAAGUCGGAGACAGACAAAUGGCUUGCCCUCAAAAGAAAUAUACCCAAUAGCCGUUGGUUUAUGUCAGUGCCAUGAGCCAUGCUACCUAUCGCUAGUCUCCUGGUAUUAGGAGAAGGGCAUUUGAGAGCAUAAUAUUUUCCCAGUAGCAAAAUGUGUUUUUAAUAGUUUUUAGCACUAAACAUAGCACAUAAAUUGCAUCAGUGUUCAAAAUAGUCAUGAAACGAAAGCCGCAAAAACCUUUUUAAAUAAGAUGUAAAAGUGAAAACUGGCUGGUAGACAUAAUCGAUAGGGUCAAAGGCAGGGGCCUUUCGCACAGAACGCAUUUUUAUCAUUCCAGCGCGCUGCUUUUCUGUUGUGUUUCUGUGUUAAACACGUUCUAGAUGGAUCUAGAACGCGCUCGCUUCUUUUAUAGUGUAUCGUUAAAGACUCCUUGUCAGGAUUUCAAUUUUGACACACAGCGCAGUUCAUCGACACCAGUUCCAAAACGGGGGACCAAUCAGAAGACCCCGGAGGCGGAGCAAGCGAUUUCUUAUCAAAAUCUAUUCUUCUGUUUGGCUUUUUUCUUCUAUUUGCGUUUUUUUUCUUUUUUUAAUAUUUUUAAAGUGUGCUUUUAAAGUCCAAGAUGCGUUCUGCGUGAAUGUGUUAAAGGUGGUAUUUACACAACGGUAUCGAGUGAUAAUGGAAAACCUUUUAUGCAUUUUAGCCAUUGAAUUUGGCCUUGAAACGCAUCUGAAAAAGUUGAGAUUUUGGAGACAAUGCCAUUGCUGUCUCCAUUUAAACCAGGACUGCUGACUGCCCUGCAAAGUUUAGCUCCAGCUCUAAUCGAACACACCUGAAGCGACUAAUUAAGGUCUAAGAUCGCUUGAAAAUGAAAAGCAGGUGUAUUCGAUUAGGGUUGGAGGGUAAACUAAACCUUUAAAUCAUGAAUGCAACCUAUUGGUAAAAGCCACCUUGCCCAUGGAUGAAAGACAUUUUAUAAUAUCUUUAAACAUAGUAUCCAUUCUCUAAAGCAGUUCUGUGUAAUCAAGCCUUUUAAAAUCUAGUAAUCCGUAGACCUUGACGACGUUCCUGACGCAAAGCCUGUUCCAAAAGAUAGUCAGCAGCAACACUGCACCUCCAUUGAAACGCCAUAUUUCGGCUGCAGCACAUGUAUAUAACUACAUCUUAUUCAAUACUGGAAAAUAUCAAUUGAAAGAAAUUGACUAUUUUGCCCAGUAUUAGCGGUGCUAUGUAUUGUCUGUGCUUAUUAGAGUAUCAGUGCAUGCAAACAAGUCUAUAACAAAUUUUCACCUGCGCGUAUACCAUUGAAGUCGAAUCGCUCAUGAAGUUAGAUUGAUUCAUAUGUCACCGUACGCCUGAAGUGUCGACCGUUUCGAUGUGAAAACCCUGGAUUAUUGCCACUUGAGCACUGGAGAUUGUCCCUGUACGCAUACUCUAGUGUACACUUAAAAGCCGAAGUAUGCUUUGAGCUGACUAUAGAUUGGAACAGAGCUGUAGAGAAAGACAAAACAUGCUUUAGCGAGAUUGAUCACGCACCGGCUGGAAGUUCACACCGAGAACAAUAUCUAUAUCUACACACCAGAGACUUACAAGUGGGCAUAGCCAAAGCUCACAUUGCAGCUGCCCACAAGCACCACUAAACAUCACGUUUCUUGGAGGCUGAACUCACUGACACCAGAAUCCUGUCUCAUGCACCGACCCUGACCACGUGCUGCUUCAGAUUAAGGCAGAAGAUAUAAGAGAUAUAAGGGCACUCUUCGUCUCACCAGCACGUCAGUACCAGACUUCAGUCAUGCUUGCUGUACAGAGGUUUCAGGCAGCAUUGCUAACAGUCUUCCAUCAUGUGCCAUCGGUGCGUUUGCACGUACAUUUCUCUACGGCUAAAUGCACUGUAAAUAGCAGCGGGGCACAGCGUACUCACAUGUCAGGUGGAACCUAAAGGUUCGCGUGGCUUGCCUUGCGGGUCAGCAUGCUCUAAUUCAGAGCUAGUACGAAAAUAGAGCAUGAGAAAGCAUUCGUGCCAGAGGAACAUCGGAACUGUGCAAGUUCGGUUACGCAUUUUUUUCAUUUUACAGACCAAGUGGGAAAACCUCCCAAGUGAUCUUCUGUAGUGCGUGACCAUGGACCACAAAACCAGUUAACCAGAGUCCAUCCAUAAUCUGAAAGCUGAACUUUCCAUUGAUUUGUUGUUUUUAAAUUGCAAAAAAAAUCGAAAUACUAGAAAAUCGCCUUUAAAGCUG
This is a messenger RNA of Puntigrus tetrazona (Sumatra barb), 3625 nucleotides long. It is a transcript of the gene rab42a, whose product is annotated as RAB42, member RAS oncogene family a. The record is from RefSeq and is a predicted model, not a curated record. The coding region runs from base 315 to 956 and encodes 213 amino acids. Gene Ontology annotation, cellular component: Golgi membrane. Gene Ontology annotation, molecular function: GTP binding; GTPase activity. Lineage: Eukaryota; Metazoa; Chordata; Actinopteri; Cypriniformes; Cyprinidae. The transcript is spliced from 2 exons. Gene Ontology annotation, biological process: Rab protein signal transduction.